AUGAGGGCGCAUAGCAUCUUUAACACGACCAUGCAAGAUGACCGCAGCGCCCCUCUGAGACACACGGCCCAACCCACAACAAUUGCAAAGGGCAACAAGGUCUUUCUACUUGUGGGGGGCAAUCAUCUACAAUCCGCUUCAAUAAAGGAGCAGAUUCCACAAUACUUUCAGUAUCUUGAUUUGCUUGUGGGUGAGGCCACGGAAAAUAAAGCCAUUCGAUGGGGUGAACCUACCUCGCUUUUAUCACAGAUCGAACCAUCUGCGAAAGAAAAAGGCAUUGAACGCUUCCAGACUUGCGGUGGCUCAGGCGUUCUGAUGGAGGAUGGCACGCUUGUGUUUCCUGUGAUGGCGAUGAAGGGAGAAAAUAGCGUUGCCUCCAUGAUCAUUUAUUCGAAAGACGGCAAAACAUGGGGGCUACCAAUGGGCAUUGACUUUGCGGGGUGCACUGACCCUUUCAUCGUCGAGUGGGAGAGGGGGCAAAUUGUGAUGAUUACUCGCUGUAAGAAUGAUCUCAAGGCUAUGGAGUCGAGGGACAUGGGGAAAACGUGGAAGCGGGCUGUCGGGGCAAUAUCGCGCGUGGAGGAAAAUUUUCAGUCAAACCCUACUUACAAGCGUUGGCUUGUGACAUCCUUCACCACUGCGACCAUUGCUGGAAAGAAGGUCAUGCUGUACACUCAGCCAAAAUACAUUUCUGCGGCUGUGGGGCCAACUCAGCUCUACAUUUGGGUCACCAACAAUAUUCGCACGUUUAACGUCGAGACCGUUUCCAUGGACACUGAUCGGGGGGAGGUGCUCAGCAGCUCCCUGCUGCACUCCAAUGGUGCGCUUUACUUUUUGCAAGAGAAGAACGAUUACCCGACAAGGAGCUUGUUACUUUCCCUCCUAACGGAGGAGCUGAAGACAAUUACGUCCGUCUUGGAGACUUGGGCAAAACUGGACUCCUUCCUCUCCAAGUCGUCUGUGCCCACGGCCGGUCUGGUUGGAUUCUUGUCGGAUGCAUCGGGUGAUGAAACUUGGAACGACGCGUACUGUUGCUUGAGUGCAACUGUGACGACUGCAAAGAGGGUCGAAAAUGGCUUUAAGUUCAUGGGGUCCGAAUCAUACGCUGUGUGGCCGGUGAACAUGUGGGUCAAUAGCAAGUUUUACGGCUUUGUGGAUUACGAGUUCACGCUUGUGGCGACAGUGACGAUCGAUGAGGUACCGAACGAGAGCGGUCGUUUACUGAGCGCGAGCUUGAAUGACAAGGAAAACACGACGUUUGUGGGGCUGUCGUACACGACGGAGAAACAGUGGGGGACAGUCUUCGACGGCAUCACGACAAUAACACACAGCAGCACUUGGAAGCCGGGGAAGGAGUACAAAGUGGCGCUCAUGCUGCAGGACAACAAGGGCUCCGUGUACGUGGACGGCGUGCUCGUGGGAAAAUCGGACACACUACCAACGCCUCAAAAAAGGAAUGGCGAAAUAUCAGACUUUUACUUUGGCGGCUGCAAAGACAGCAGUGUGACAGUAAAGAACGUCUUUUUGUACAACCGCCCAUUGAGUGAGCAGGAACUCAAAAAGGUCGACGACUACGAUCCAUCUGGGAAAAAUGGAGGCGACAGCUCCAUGCGUGCGGAUGUGUCUUGCGUGCUGCUGCUGCUGCUGCUGGGGCUAUGGGGCUUUGCGGCUCUCUUCUAA
Molecule: messenger RNA, 1680 nt
Organism: Trypanosoma rangeli
Lineage: Eukaryota; Euglenozoa; Kinetoplastea; Trypanosomatida; Trypanosomatidae
Product: group II trans-sialidase superfamily
Exons: 1
Coding region: 1-1680 (559 amino acids)
Biological process (GO): oligosaccharide catabolic process; ganglioside catabolic process
Cellular component (GO): intracellular membrane-bounded organelle; cytoplasm; membrane
Molecular function (GO): exo-alpha-sialidase activity
Source: RefSeq, a predicted model, not a curated record